Messenger RNA from Galeopterus variegatus (Sunda flying lemur), 2472 nucleotides. It is a transcript of the gene MALT1, whose product is annotated as mucosa associated lymphoid tissue lymphoma translocation gene 1. The coding region runs from base 75 to 2276 and encodes 733 amino acids. The record is from RefSeq and is a predicted model, not a curated record. The transcript has 16 exons. Gene Ontology annotation, biological process: proteolysis. Gene Ontology annotation, molecular function: cysteine-type endopeptidase activity. Lineage: Eukaryota; Metazoa; Chordata; Mammalia; Dermoptera; Cynocephalidae.
GUCUGGACGUGGAGCAGUGUUCUCUUAAGGUAUUGGAGCCUGAAGGAAGCCCAAGCCUAUGUUUACUGAAGCUAAUGGGUGAAAAAGGUUGUACAGUCACAGAACUGAGCGACUUCCUGCAGGCAAUGGAACACACUGAAGUUCUUCAGCUUCUCAGUCCUCCAGGAAUAAAGAUCAUUGUAAACCCAGAAUCAAAGGCAGUCUUAGCUGGACAAUUUGUGAAACUCUCUUGCCGGGCAACUGGACAUCCUUUUGUACAAUAUCAAUGGUUCAAAAUGAAUAAAGAGAUUCCAUAUGGGAAUGCAUCAGAACUUAUUUUUAACACAGUGCAUGUAAAAGACGCAGGCUUUUAUGUCUGUCGAGUUAAUAAUAAUUUCACCUUUGAAUUCAGCCAGUGGUCACAGCUGGAUGUUUGUGAUGUCACAGAAGUAGCAGAAAGCUUCCGAAGAAGUUUGGAUGGCAUCUCUGAAUCCAAGUUGCAAAUCUGUGUUGAACCAAAGGCCCAAAAGUUGUUGCCAGGCAGCACUUUGGUUUUACAGUGUUUUGCUAUUGGAAGCCCUAUUCCUCACUACCAGUGGUUCAAAAAUGAAUUACCAUUAGCACAUGAGACAAAAAAGGUAUACAUGGUGCCUUAUGUGGAUUUGGAACAUCAAGGAACCUAUUGGUGUCAUGUAUAUAAUGAUCGAGAGAGUCAAGACAGCAAGAAGGUAGAAGUCAUCAUAGGAAGAACAGAUGAGGCAGUGGAGUGCACUGAAGAUGAAUUAAAUCAUCUGGGGCAUCCUGAUAAUAAAGAGCAAAUAACUGACCAACCAUCAGCAAAGGACAAGGUUGCUCUUUUGAUAGGAAAUAUGAAUUACUGGGAGCACCCAAAGCUCAAAGCUCCUUUGGUGGAUGUAUAUGAAUUGACCAACAUAUUAAGACAGCUAGAUUUCAAAGUUGUCUCCCUGUUGGAUCUUACUGAAUAUGAGAUGCGUAAUGCCGUGGAUGAAUUUUUACUACUUCUAGACAAAGGAGUAUAUGGGUUAUUGUAUUAUGCAGGACAUGGUUAUGAAAACUUUGGGAACAGCUUUAUGGUCCCCGUUGAUGCCCCCAAUCCAUAUAGGUCUGAAAAUUGUCUGUGUGUACAGAAUAUACUGAAAUUGAUGCAGGAAAAAGAAACAGGACUCAAUGUGUUCUUGUUGGAUAUGUGUAGGAAAAGAAAUGACUAUGAUGAUACCAUUCCAAUCUUGGAUGCACUUAAAGUCACCGCCAAUAUUGUGUUCGGAUAUGCCACGUGUCAAGGAGCAGAAGCUUUUGAAAUCCAGCAUUCUGGAUUGGCAAAUGGAAUCUUCAUGAAAUUUUUAAAAGACAGAUUAUUAGAAGACAAGAAAAUAACAGUGUUACUGGAUGAAGUUGCAGAAGAUAUGGGUAAAUGUCACCUUACCAAAGGCAAACAGGCUCUAGAGAUUCGAAGUAGUUUAUCUGAAAAGAGAGCGCUUACUGAUCCAAUACAGGUGACAGCAUAUUCUGCAGAAUCCCUGGUGCGGAAUCUACAGUGGGCCAAGGCUCAUGAACUUCCAGAAAGUAUGUGUCUUAAAUUUCAAUGUGGGGUUCAAAUUCAAUUAGGAUUUGCGGCUGAGUUUUCUAAUGUCAUGAUAAUCUAUACAAGUAUAGUCCACAAACCACCAGAGAUAAUAAUGUGUGAUGCCUAUGUUACUGAUUUUCCACUUGACCUAGAUAUUGACCCAAAAGAUGCAAAUAAAGGGACGCCUGAAGAAACUGGCAGCUAUUUAGUAUCAAAGGAUCUUCCCAAGCAUUGCCUCUAUACUAGACUCAGUUCACUGCAAAAAUUAAAGGAACAUCUAAUCUUCACAGUAUGUUUGUCAUAUCAGUACUCAGGAUUGGAAGACACUGUAGAGGAAAAGCAGGAAGUGAACGUUGGGAAACCUCUCAUUGCUAAAUUAGACAUUCAUCGAGGUUUGGGAAGGAUGACUUGCUUUCAAACUUGUCUUAUGUCUAAUGGCCCUUACCAGAGCUCUGCAGCCACCUCAGGGGGUGCAGGGCAUUAUCAUUCAUCUCAAGACUCAUUCCAUGCUGUUUACCAUUCACAUCUUGGUAAUUCAAAUAGUGUUAUGCCAUCAGGUAGUUGUCAUUGCAGCCGGACUCCAGAUGCAUUUAUUUCAAGUUACCACACCCACCACUAUUCAUGUCAGUUUGGUAGAAGCAAUGUGCCAGUAGAGACCACUGAUGAAAUUCCAUUCGGUUUCUCUGACAGGCUCAGGAUUUCCGAAAACUGACCUCCCUGUUUUUGAAAGUGAGCAUCAUUACUAGAUGCCUGGUGUGAAAUAGUGCUUACAUAAAGUGAGGCUUUGUGAAAAGGCAAGUAUGUACAUGUAGAGAGGGGAAAUUAGUAGCAGCUGUUUCCUAACAAACUCAGGACUUUCAGAUGUUGGAAUUAUGUUAUUUAAUCACAGACAUCCUCUUCCUCUUUUU